Molecule: messenger RNA, 3612 nt
Organism: Mycetomoellerius zeteki
Lineage: Eukaryota; Metazoa; Arthropoda; Insecta; Hymenoptera; Formicidae
Gene: Gp150
Product: leucine-rich repeat domain-containing glycoprotein 150
Exons: 10
Coding region: 310-2934 (874 amino acids)
Molecular function (GO): protein binding
Source: RefSeq, a predicted model, not a curated record
UCCGAAAUCUGCCAACGAAAACAGUCGCUAAACGUCGUUCAACAUCCCGGACCACAGCCUCUCGUCGUCGCAUCGACGCCCACGCAGUCGAUCGGCAACCACGACGCGUUCUCCAACGAUCUUUCAGCCCACUAGCGAGCCCGAGCUUCUCUGGUUCCAGGUGGCGUACCGGUGCUCACCUGCCAGCACAUAAUUUUUACCUGCGACCCUCCACCGGAUCGGGGACCAGCCCGACCAAUCGGCGCGCCCGACCCUGGGGCCCCACGCUCGGCGUUCGUUCUAUCUUUCAAGAAAAGAAUAAGCCAUAAUAUGGAGAUCUCAGCAGCUUGGCUGCUGACCAUCUUCUUGGCAGUUGCUACUCUCACAACCGAUGCAUUAACUAUUUCGCCACUCGCUACAGAAGUCGGUUCAGAGAAUAAAACGACUGUUGAAUCUGCGAAAACUACACCGAGAAACAACUUUAUAGAUUAUGCGAGACCCUUUACGAAUGUGAAGGACAUACUGAUGCAAGAGAUCCAGACUUUAGACAAAGAUGCUACCGACGCUAAGAUUCAAGAAGAGGUGGCGAAGACUUUCAAGGCUGAAGCGCAAAGGGACAGCACAAACAUCCGAAAGACGACCUCUAAACCGAUCAAACUAAAUGUAUCAAAUUCGCUUCUGAAGGAAGAAGAGGAAUUGAAGAAACUCGAAGCUAUGCCCUACGAGGACGACGAUGAGGCAAACUUCGAUGAUGACGAUUUCGGCGAAGAAUACGAGGACGACGACCUGCCGGUGGAAGAUGAUGAAGAAGUUAUGACACAGUGCCCUGAUUACUGUAAAUGCGCCGGGCAAUAUGCCGCUGCAACAACUGCAACAUGCACCAAACUGGUAAAUGAGCAGUCCUUUGGAUCAAGUAUUGCUCAUUUGCGCAUCGAAAACGCCGGCGAAAUACGACUGGGACCGAACGCUCUGCGGGCUCGCGGUCUUCAACAUGUGGAAUCCAUCACCAUUGUCGACACACGCAUAGUCGAGCUAGAUCGCACGGCCUUCAAUGGCAUCACGUACCUGUUCGCCGUGAACUUGACACGCAAUGGUUUGCAGGACAUCCACCCGAACACCUUCCAGAACAACACGCAACUCAGCCUGCUCACGAUUGCUGGUAAUCCGCUUAAGCACAUGCAUGACUCUAAGUCGAAGCAUUAUCUGUUGCACGCACCCUCGGUCACCGAUUUCGAUUUUUCAAACAAUGGAAUAUUACGGCUGAAACGCACCGCGUUCUCCAAAAUGCACAGCCUCAAUUUCAUCAAUUUACGUGGCAACCGGCUAAGAGAGAUCGACAGCACGAUCUUUGACUCGUUAGACCAGCUUAUGGAAGUGGACCUUUCGGAUAAUAUCCUGGAUGAAAUCCCGAUCGAUCUAUUUGUUGAUAAAUAUGUUCAAAUUGUUCGUGUCGCUGGAAAUAAUCUAUCAACGUUGGCCACCAUAAGUUCCUCGAAACUGACGAUGCUCGAUGCUUCGAAAAAUAAGAUCAGAGUAAUUGGUAAAGAUGAUCUAGAAGGCGUACCAUUAUUAGAUCAACUAUAUGUCAAAUCGAAUAAUUUGAAGAGAAUCCAUCAGCAUGCUUUCAGCAAUCUCGAGCAAUUACAAUAUUUGGAUAUCAGCGAUAAUAAGCUUUCCUUAUUAACUGAGCAUCAUUUCAAAUCCAAUCCAAGACUACAGGUUCUGCUGAUGAACGACAACCCCGGUUUGCAAGUUCUGCCAGUUUUUAAAACUUACGACUUGCAAUUUAAUACAUUCAGCAUUACCCGUUUCGAGUGCGCAAAUUGUGGUCUGGAUAGCCUCAAGCCUGGCACAUUUGACGAAAUGCCGGCGUUGACUCGGUUAAAGCUAGCAAAGAAUCGUCUAUCCGCCUUGCCCGAUGGAUUCCUGGAUAAUCUUUCGUCUCUUCGUGAACUGGAUUUGUCUGAUAAUAUCAUUAAUGCUCUCCGACCCAACAUGUUCCGCGGCGCCAUAAAUUUGAGCAAACUGAAUCUCGCUCGUAAUCCAUUGAGAACAUUGCAAGUAACGCCGUUCCUGGACCUUCCAAGUCUCACCAAGCUGGACGUGAGCCGAUGCAAUCUUGAGCGCGUCUGGAGUGAAGCUAGAGUGCCGUUGAAGAGUCUUCGAUUCCUGUCGGUUCGUGAUAAUUUUCUACGACGAAUCACCGUCGAGGAACUGAGGGCCACACCACAUCUCACCGGUCUGGAUUUGUCUCAUAAUCCCUUGGAUUGUGACACCGAGUUCACUGAAGCUGUGCAAUGGCUUACCGAUCAUGGUGUUGCACCUACAGAGGUACUUGAGCUUAUCAGUGAUAAAUAUGACGAUAUUGAAGAUAUUGAUAACUUUAUGGACAUCAACCAAUGGACAGAUUUGGCAAAGAUAAUUUGCGAUGGAAUCGAUGAUGGUCCACCAGCUAGAUCACCUCCUGGCAAAAGCACACAAAAAGAUACUCUUCUAAAUAUUGAUAUUGUAGAGGACUCCGAUCCCUUGUUGAAACAUGAACUCGAUAACGAUGAGAAACUGAACAUCGAUCACGGCAUGCAGCAUAUCGAUGAGCCGCGACUUACGCAGGAUCAAGAAUACGACGAAGACUUCGCAGUCACCACGCAAUAUCACACUUGGUACAACUGGAAACCCGGUUUCAAAGUCUGGUUGGUUUCCGGCACUGUUCUGUCUGUUCUGGUAAUCUUCCUGUUGGUAGCUCGCCUUGCCUGCUGCUUGGCGAAUAAACGAGGACGAGGUCCUGUAAUCAGGCCACCCAUGAUUCUUCGUCAGGGUCUGGUUGACAACAAAAACUGCGGUUUGGUGUAUAAACCUUUGCAAGAAGAAAUAGCCACGCCUCACAUGCCAAAACGCGGUAGCUUCUACUCGAGCAGCACCUUCCAUUACGAUAAAAUCGUACCAGAGAGUGUAUAAGAGAACUUGUUUCCUGAUUAAUCAAUUGACCCAUUACUGGGCAAUCUACCGAUGUGAUUGGUUGUGAACAGCGAAUCGUAGAAAAUCAUUUUGCGCUGUUCUCGCGAAUCAAAAGAAGUUCUCAGACUGUUAUUGGGUGAACGACGAAGCCAAUAAAUAAUUAGGCAGAUUCUUUUGACCAUAUAGCUUGUAAUAUAUAAUCCUGUUGGUAAAUUGUUAUAAUUCGUUUUGAUUGAAAGAAUAUAACUGAGCAUUUAAUUCGAUCUCCUAGAAACGAAUACGACUGAUCGUGACAAAUAUUUCUUCUAGGCUUUGUCGUGUUCUCAAAGUUUACAUAAAACACGUGAUUAAUAAGCAUUUGUUAUUAUUAACUCAAAUUAAUUGUUAUUAUUAACUCAAAGAUGCCUGAUAGAAACGAAUAGUUAUAAUACAUCUUAAAAUAACGGAUAGUUAUAAUAUAUCUUAGAUAUAUAAACUGCAGUACUGUGUUACAAUCAUAUGUAAUUAUGUAGCUUUUUGUAAGAAACAAAUGAAAAAUUAGAUUAUUUUUUACAAAAAGUAGAGUUACGGAAAAAUACAACAAUGUACUUAUUAUUUAUAAGCUCAAAGUAAUAACAGCUUUACUUGAGUAAUAACAGCUUUACUUAAGUAGCGGAUUUUUAAGAAUAAUUCGAAAAA